Messenger RNA from Girardinichthys multiradiatus, 2813 nucleotides. RefSeq names its product circularly permutated Ras protein 1-like. The coding region runs from base 146 to 2362 and encodes 738 amino acids. Gene Ontology annotation, biological process: intracellular protein transport; COPII-coated vesicle cargo loading; endoplasmic reticulum to Golgi vesicle-mediated transport. Gene Ontology annotation, molecular function: SNARE binding; zinc ion binding. NCBI's taxonomy places the organism in Eukaryota, Metazoa, Chordata, Actinopteri, Cyprinodontiformes, Goodeidae. The transcript is spliced from 20 exons. Gene Ontology annotation, cellular component: COPII vesicle coat; endoplasmic reticulum exit site. The record is from RefSeq and is a predicted model, not a curated record.
ACGGGUUUCCUGGUAUUAGUGUGACUAAUAUUUGAAAAUCUUUAUCGAGGGAACCACUUUGACCUGUUUUGUCUGUUAAAAAUGUAACUUGUCGCCUCGUUUUUUAAAAGCUGUAUCGGUUCUGUCCCUGUCAGACGGAGGCCCUAUGGAAUUUGCCUGUGGGUUUGUUUAUGUACCGCCUUCACUGAGCCAGAGAGAAGUCCAACGAUCCACCGCCAAUGUUGCUAAACGCUCAGCCCUCCUUCCUCCUGUUAAACACCUCCGUCCUCGUACCCCUCCUCCUCCUCCUCCAACCCAACCACUAGAUCCCAAAGUCAAAGUGCAGCAGUCUGCUGCUUCUUCUCAUAAGAUCUCUGAACAGCUGGAAAAAAGCCUAAAAGUGUUUCACAGGAGACCACAGCCAUCGUUUACUCCCACUGGAGCAGAUUCUCCGGUGAUGGCACAUUCUCAAAAGACAGUUCUUCUGCCAUUAUAUGUGAAGUCUACAUCAAAUACUGAUUCCUACAAACACCCUGAACAUCCUCACGCCUCCUCCGACACCAAGAAUCCGACAUUUGACUAUAACCGACCAAAAUAUGAACCUGAAUCAAACAUGGACAACUUCUACUCCUACACAUUUCCAGAAGGCUCAGCUGGCCUAACUCUGCCUCCAAGACCUUCAUUUAUGCAUCUCACACCAGAGUAUGUGAUGGUGUUACCCUCAGCUGUCUCAACUCCUACAAGUCCUCAGAUGCCUCCUUUACCCAAGCCACCGUUGUCUACAGCUAAAGAUAAGGAGCCUCUGCUGGGAAACCCGAAUGUUGUUCUUAUCAGUUUAGGAAAAUUGCUCUCAGAGGAAAGAGAGUGGCCCACACAUGGGGAGCCCAAGUUGUGCUCAAAGUGUGGCUCGGUACUGGACAGCAGGCAGAAGGAUGAGGUUAAGGCGUGUUACUUUUGUAAAUUUGGGGAUUUAACCAGACCUCCCAGUUUGUCCAAGUGCCCUCUAAAUGGCCAGAAAGAUGAGCUCUUUCUGCUAACCCCUCAUGAACAUCCUCUGUCUCCUUCUAAUUCUCUGCUGCUCUUCUGCAUCGACUCAUCGGGCUCUAUGAGCAUCACCUCCAAGGAAGCGGGCCAGAACAGCCACAGGUCCAGGCUCCAGUUUGUUCAAGAAGCUGUGCUGCAAUGUGUUCAGAAACUUAGUGACCAACAGCCUGAAGUUCGAGUGGGACUCAUCACAUUCAAUUACCAGGUCACGAUGCACGGAUGCAACCAUUUUCAAUCACAGCUUCUCAGUGGUUCUGAGUUGAACGACAGCAGCUUUCUGAUGGAGGCUGCAGCAGGUUUUCCCAUUCCUCCUCCACUGUCACAGACCAAAGAUUGCUUACAGAGACAGAUUUUAGGAUUAUCUGCAAAUGGAGAAACAGCUCUGGGUCCAGCUGCUCUCCUAGCCAUUGCAAUGGCCUCCAGACUGCCAGGCUCAAAGGUGAUUAUCUGUACAGAUGGAAAAGCCAACGCAAAGUUAGGGAAUCUAGAGGAGGAGGACAACGACGCUCACGCCCUCCUCUCAUCCACUAUCUUCUACCAGGACCUCGGAGAGUCCGCUGCUAACCAGGGAGUGACCGUGUCCGUGCUGUCUAUAAAAGGAACUGAGUGCCGGCUGGAUGAGCUGGGAAGACUGGCAGAUCGUACUGGAGGGAAAGUGGUAAUAGCCAGCCCCAACCAGCUGCACUCAGAGUUCGAAGAGAUUAUUCAAGAUAGGACCAUAGCUACACACUGUGCAAUAACGUUACUGCUGCCCAAAUCUCUGCGGAUGAAAGGAGAGAGGGAGGCGGGACACAAAGGGACCAGAGAGGUGGGAAAUGUGAACAAUGAUACUGAGGUCACCAUCCAGUUUGUAGCUAAUGAAGACAUAGAAGUGGUGGCACCAGCCUCUGGUAGCCGUGUCUUCAUUCAGCUGCAGAUCCGAUACAAGAAGAACGGACAGGCUCUGCUCAGAGUGUUUACUGCAGAGAGAGAAGUUACUGACGACAGUUUGGCGGCCCUGUCCUCCCUCUCCCUGGCCAUCGUUCAGCUCAACUUGUUACAGACCACCGCCGCUCUGGCUGUCAGAGGCCGCUUCCUGGACGCCAGAAAGGAGGGAGCUCUGCAGCAGAAGCUUAUUGAAAGAGCGAUAGAGUAUAAUCAGAGUUCAGAGGACGAACAGACGUACCAGCAAUGGAUUAAAACCAUGGAGCCCAUAAACAAUAACAUACAUACCCUAACAAGGAGGAGCACUGUAAUAUCUGACUCUGAGCCUCUAACAGACGCUGGUGCAGCACUGCUCAUCACCAUGAAGCACAGCAACAGGAAGUCCAUUUCAUUGAAGGAUAAACACCGACUAUAGCUGGCGGUCUCCCUCCACUGUUUACCUCUCUGGAUGCAGCCAGACAGCCAUGCAUGACAGAGCUGAAUGUUACACGCCUUCCCUGACUUUCUAUAGAGACAAUACAUUUUUUAAGCAUUUUUAAAGCUUGUUGUAUAUUGAAAUAUAAGCUAAUUCAUUUUCUGAGGUGUUGUUUUUGGAACCAGCUGGUUACACGAUACAAUAGAUCAAUAUGCAGCUGAAACUACGAUUUCUAUGGUUCUCAAGCAGAAGUAAACCUCUGGGUUGUUUACAUGUAAAACUGAAACCUAAGCAGACAAGAACAGCUUGUUAUAUUAACACAUAUGGAUUAUCUGCAUUUAAACUGGCAACAUGAGCAAUGGAGCAAUGUGUGAAAUAAGAUUAAACAUAAAUAUGCAUUUAAAUGGAUUUAUGUGGAGCUGGCAUCAUUAAACCAACACCUAACUCUGAA